This is a messenger RNA of Helobdella robusta, 642 nucleotides long. RefSeq lists its product as hypothetical. Bases 1 to 642 code for a protein of 213 amino acids. The record is from RefSeq and is a predicted model, not a curated record. The transcript is spliced from 2 exons. Lineage: Eukaryota; Metazoa; Annelida; Clitellata; Rhynchobdellida; Glossiphoniidae.
AUGCCGCCAGGUUUUAGUUUCUUGCAUGUGUUGAGGCCUCAUGAUCCUUACCAUGGUGGUCUUAUUGUUUUUUUCAAGAAGAUGUUCAAGGCCAGGAAAAUUGAAGUUCCGGUUUUUCAGACCUUCGAGGCUAUUAUAGUUGAAUUUUUUUUUGAGCGUCGCAAAGUUUUUGUUUUUGGUAUUUACAGACCAGGUUCAAAAUUGGUCACAUCAUUGUUUUUUGGUGAGCUGACAUCGGUAUUAGAACAUUUAUUUGCAUUGGGUGAUGGUUUGAUAGUGGCUGGGGAUUUUAACAUUCAUAUUGAAAGGCCUGGUGAUACACACUCAAUUAAUCUGCUUGAAAUAUUUGAUUCGUUUCAGUUAACAAACGUGGUUAAUGAGCCUACCCAUAACUUGGGUGGCACACUUAAUUUAGUUGCGUCCACUCCUGAUAUUCCUUUGUCUAAUUGUAGAGUGGAUCCCAGUGGUGGCAAACAUUUGGACUAUCGGGAGUCGUUCACAAGUGCCCUUCCAAAAGUUUACCAAUCAAAAAUUGGGCCCCAUUUAAAAUGUGGCCCAACAAAAAAUGGUUCCUUAAAAAGUGGGCCUUUCACAAUUUGGCCUCCCCAAAAAUUUGGUCUCACAGAAAUUUGGUCUUCAUAA